UAACGUAAAGUAAAGCAUUACGUGACCAAUAGAAUAUCGAUAGCUUUGAAAAUACAACGUGCGGUAGCGCACUGUUCAGUGUUAAAUUUUCCGUCAUUUUUAUUUCUUUUUAAAAAUAUUUUCGAACAAAUAAGACGUUGCAAACAUUGUUCAAUUGUGUAUAUAUAUAUAUAUUAUUAUUAUUAUUAUUAUUAUUAUUAUUAUUUUUCUUUUCUUUUUUCUUUAAUAUAUUUUUCUGAUAGAUACACCUCUUAUAUGAUACAUUUACGAUAAGAAUUUCUAACAAUUCAUUGUUUUUGUUGUUUCGUCAGUUUUCAUUUUACACAACGAUACUUCGUACAUCUUCCGCAAAUGUAUUAUUAAUGUAUUCGUGAUAUCUAUUAUUUUUUCUCAUCCUUGCAAUUUAGUUUAUAAAGAUCGAGAAAGAAAUGAAUAAGAGAAAUUAAAAAAAAUUCUAUAAAAUAAUGUGACUUAUCCAUUGUUUUUAGAAAAAAAAAAUUAUUGUCAUCAAUUCUUCCUAUGUAGAAUAAUUUAAAAUGUCUGAAAAAAGUCAAACUAGUCAACCACAACCUAUCGUUAAGAUAGGUCAUUAUACAUUAGGACAAACUUUAGGUGUUGGUACAUUUGGUAAAGUAAAAAUUGGUGAACAUGUUUUAACAAAGCAUAAAGUUGCAGUAAAAAUUCUAAAUCGGCAAAAAAUUAAAAGUUUGGAUGUAGUGGGUAAAAUAAGACGGGAGAUACAAAAUUUGAAAUUAUUUAGGCACCCUCAUAUUAUUAAAUUAUAUCAAGUCAUAAGUACACCAACAGAUAUAUUUAUGAUUAUGGAAUAUGUCUCUGGAGGGGAGUUAUUUGAUUAUAUUGUAAAACAUGGAAAACUGAAGGAGCAUGAAGCACGAAGAUUUUUUCAACAAAUUAUUUCUGGCGUUGACUAUUGUCACAGACACAUGAUAGUUCAUCGUGACUUAAAGCCAGAAAAUCUUCUUUUAGAUCAUAAUCUUCAUGUGAAGAUAGCAGAUUUUGGUCUAUCAAAUAUGAUGAUGGAUGGAGAAUUUCUACGUACGUCAUGUGGUUCACCAAAUUAUGCUGCGCCUGAAGUAAUAUCUGGAAAAUUAUAUGCUGGUCCUGAAGUAGAUAUUUGGUCAUGCGGAGUUAUAUUAUAUGCUUUACUUUGUGGUACAUUACCAUUUGAUGAUGAACAUGUGCCUACAUUAUUUCGUAAAAUAAAAUCUGGAAUUUUUCCUAUUCCGGAAUACUUAAAUAAAAGUGUUGUUAGUCUACUAUGCCAUAUGCUUCAGGUUGAUCCUAUGAAAAGGGCUACAAUUGAAGAUAUAAAGAAACAUGAAUGGUUUCAAAAAGAUUUGCCGUCAUAUUUAUUUCCAUCGCCUGUAGAACAAGAUUCUUCUGUGAUUGAUAUAGAUGCCAUUAAUGAAGUUUGCGAAAAGUUUAAUGUGAAGGAAGCAGAAGUUCAUUCUGCCUUACUUGGUGGUGAUCCACAUGAUCAACUGGCAAUUGCUUAUCAUUUGAUUAUUGAUAAUAAAAGAAUUGCCGAUGAAGCUGCUAAAGCAGAAUUAAAAGACUUUUAUGUGGCAUCAAGUCCACCACCAGUUACAUUUAGUCCAAGUGAUGCUAAUAGCAGUCCGCUAAGACCUCAUCCAGAAAGAAUUGCUCCAUUAAGACAAUCCUCGCAAAGUUCAUCCGCAUCAAUGCAAGGAAGUAGAGGUACACCAGUGAAACGAGCAAAAUGGCAUUUAGGAAUAAGAUCACAGUCCAAACCAAAUGAUAUCAUGAACGAAGUUUACCGUGCAAUGAAGGCACUUAAUUUUGAAUGGAAAAUAAUAAAUGCAUACAGUGUUAAAGUUAGACAGAAAAAUAAAUUAACUAGCAGAUAUAGUAAAAUGUCGUUACAGCUUUAUCAAGUUGAUUGUAAGAGUUAUCUGUUAGAUUUUAAAUCUUUAUCCAGUGAAGAAACAGAAGAUAUUAGCAGAGAUCCCUCUUUGCCACCACCUCAAGCAACUGGCCAUCAUACUAUGGAAUUUUUUGAAAUGUGUGCUGCAUUAAUUACACAAUUAGCACGGUAAAGUGACUUCUGUUACAUAUAUUUUACAUUAUUUUAAAUAUUGGUAAAAUAUCUUCUGUAACUGCUAAAAAAUUAUUAUAAAAUAAUGAAAUUUCUGUACGAGAUAUAUGUGUAUAGUGAGAAAUGGAUAGCCCCUUUAUUCUAUUAUAUAUAUCAGUAUUUUAAAAUCUUUGUGAGAGGUCAUCAAAUUUUGUUUAGUUUAAUACUAUAUUUGAUUAAUGAUGAUAUUUUUAUGUAAUUUCGUAAUAUUGUAAAUAUCAAUUUUAUUGUCUACAA
Molecule: messenger RNA, 2353 nt
Organism: Vespa velutina
Lineage: Eukaryota; Metazoa; Arthropoda; Insecta; Hymenoptera; Vespidae
Gene: AMPKalpha
Product: 5'-AMP-activated protein kinase catalytic subunit alpha-2
Exons: 10
Coding region: 537-2078 (513 amino acids)
Biological process (GO): protein phosphorylation; intracellular signal transduction
Cellular component (GO): cytoplasm
Molecular function (GO): protein serine/threonine kinase activity; ATP binding
Source: RefSeq, a predicted model, not a curated record